CACACACACACACACACACACACACACACACACAGACGCACCGAGGCUGUAUUUCCACAUUCCGCUCGGAGGAAGACACACCCUCAGAUCCGGAGGAGGAGAGGUUCAGUCGAGGUUGCAGUUGCAGGGAUGCAGAGAGGGAGGAGGAGACGCUGUCCUAUCUGUGAUGUUUGAAUCAAAAGUUUCAGAUCUCAUGUGAGCUUCUGUCAAAGAGCAACAGAUGAGCAGCAGACAUGGAAAUCACAGCCAAACACUGGACUCCUGAUCCCCAAUGACCAGUGUCACCAUGCCAACUCCGACGAUCCUCACAGCAACCAGGAGCCCUCUGAGAAGUUGCUAGGUUUACACGCUCGUUUACAUCUCUGCGAGGCUACAUAAACUGGAUCCCCUCCAGCACUGAGAGAGACAGAGAGAGAGAGACCAGGAAGGCAGAGAUGGUUUAUCAGUGGAGCGUCCUGCUGCUUUUCACACUGCUGGUGAAAACGGGACUCGUGGGUGGAUGUGUGUGUCCAGCAGCUACCGUUUUGUCCCAGUUUCCUUCUGAGGUGUCUGCUGGCGUCUGUUGCCUGAACUACUCUGGUUCCACUUUCAGCCAUGUGCGCUGGUCUGUGUUUACCAAUGAAACAAACAUACAGAUACUGGAUCUAUCCAACUGUAAUAUCACUUCUGUUAAUGGGUGGGGCAAAAUGGCUUUGACACUGCAGAAGGUUUAUUUAAAUCAUAACAGACUAACAGUGUUGCCAAGGGAGUUUCUGGCGGGCCAGCCCAGCCUGAUGGAGGUGGAUCUGACUGGAAACCUGCUUCAGGAGCUUCCUGAGGGCUUCCUUGAGGACUCUGACAGCCUCCAAAGGCUUUAUCUGCAGGAAAACCAGCUCCGCUUCCUCCCCGGCUCUGUGCUGCAGAAGCCCAACCUGAAAAGGCUUGAGCUGGAUGGAAACCCCUGGGAAUGCUCCUGUUUGUUCCUGGAGGGCCUGGAAGAGGGCAGGAAGGCUAAUAGGACCACCAAGCUGCAGGAUCUGGUGGGAAACCUAACCUGUGUUUCUCCCAGGAACGUGGCAGGCAGGCUCGUGUGGUCGGUGAGCCUUAGCAACGCGUGCCGCCCAGCUGGCCUUACCGCGCUCUUCAUCGUGCUCCCCCUCCUCAUCCUCUCUGCCUUGGUGCUCUGUUGGUGCUGCGGGAGGAAGAGGAAGAAGAAGGAAGCCCCUGUCUUCAGCGCCUCAAAGAAAAGAGCCUCCAGCUGUAACGGGCAGAAGCAUCGCAGCAAGCAACCUGCGGCAGGUGAGCAGCAUAAAGCGGGAGGCUGUAAUGAAGGGAUCCUGAAGAACCAGCUGCUGCUUCGCCCGUCAUCUGCCCUCCUGGGCAGCACUAGAGACAUCUAUGAGGAAGUGGAGAUCAAGUUGGGCUCAGUGGAGUCUCUUCCCCAAGCCGCCUCCUGCUGUUCCAGCGCCACAGGUGGGCGGCAGGGCUCCCAGGAGCCCGACAGGGCCAGCAAGACAGAGCUGGACACAGUCAGUGUGACAGAAGUGCUGAAAGACUCAGCUGAUAGGGAGAAAGCUUACAUGACCCAGUCCACUGAGUACUACAGCCUGGUGCCGGGGAUCGAACUGGAGGACUCAGAUCACGGCGAGUAUGAGAAUGUCGACCUCUCGUGACAACGUCUCAAAAGACAAGUUUGACAUUUAAAAGUGUAUUUGGGAAAUACACUAAUUUACUUUCUUGCUGAGAGUCACAUGAAAAGAUUUUUACAACUCUUGUGUGUGUGUGUGUGUGUGUGUGUGUGUGUGUGUCCCUGAAAACCUUCUUGUCACUGGGAUGGGUUUUACAUGAACAUUUUUUGCUGAUCUUGGUCAUUUCAAAUGAGAGAUUUUUUGUAUUUUGGGUUUUUGGGUAAGACUCAGAUGGAAAAAGGAGGUUGUCUCAUACUUCUAUGCACCAAUCACAAUGUAGCAACAUCCAAAUAAUGAUAAUAAAAUAGCAAUAAAUUUAAUAUGUACUACACUUUUUAUUUCUAGUAAAGUGCUACAGGAUUAAAAACAUACAACUUAAAGAUAAUAAUUACAGUUAAGAUGAAAAAAGCCUUAAUGACAAUUAAUCUGAUCACACCACACCUAGACAGUCAAUGGUUUUACAGGGAAUAAGGUGCUGUAAUUAUUUAUUUCUAUUGUUGGUCAGGAAACACAAUAUAACUCCUUUUUCCAUUUCUGUUUGUGUAUAAAUUAAAGAAAAAAGACACAACAUUUUAAAUUGAGUUUAUAUGUGAGUGUUAGAAGGCAGAUUUUUUAACUAGGAGCAGCCAGGCUAACUUUUCCCUCUGCUUCAAGUCAUUAUGCUAAGCUAAGCUAAUCAUCUCCAUUAAACACACAGACAUAACAAAUAAGCACAUUUCCCAAAAUGUCAAGUUAUUCUUUUUAAAGCAAUUAAAAGAGACAGUGUGUGUGUGUGUGUGUGUGUGUGUGUGUGUGUGUGUGUGUGUGUGUGUGUGUGUGUGUGUGUGUGUGUGUGUGUGUGUCGGUGUGUGUGUGUGUCGGUGUGUGUGUGUGUGUUGUCUAUUGACACAGACACAGUGUGGUCCAACCACUGUGGUAUCACAAUGUAAGAGGAAGUGAUUUAAUCCCGAGCUUUUCCUGUGGGACCUGAGGAACGCAGUGACGGUUUGAAAGGGAGGCCCACUUUUCUUUUUUUUUUCCUCUUUGAAAAAAAAUCUACCAAUUUUAAAGACACAAUGACACAAAUACAUUUAUUUAAUGCUGCACUCCAUGCAAAUGUACACUUAAUACUGUUUUCAAGUCUACUACAAAGAGCAAUACACAUUUUUGGAGUUACUGUAUAUUCUUCUUGCUUAUUGAGACCCUCCAGGAGUUUUUUUGUGAUAAUUGCACCUGAAAAUGCCUGACUUUGAAGCAGCUUUUGUCAAAAAUUGCAAUAUGUAUGUGCUCUUUUUAUUGUAAAAUUGCAGGAAUUGGGAAAACAAAGGAAAAUAAUGCCACAAUUGGUCCAAAUCACAAGCAGUUUUUUGAUUUGGAAAAGAAAAGGA
Scomber scombrus (Atlantic mackerel) is the source of this 3034-nucleotide messenger RNA. RefSeq names its product leucine-rich repeat-containing protein 38. Gene Ontology annotation, molecular function: protein binding. The coding region runs from base 435 to 1652 and encodes 405 amino acids. The record is from RefSeq and is a predicted model, not a curated record. Gene Ontology annotation, cellular component: extracellular matrix. The transcript is spliced from 3 exons. Lineage: Eukaryota; Metazoa; Chordata; Actinopteri; Scombriformes; Scombridae.